AUGAACGGUGUAGAGCACGGGGAGAGUCGCAUAGUCAGCACCGGUGAAGUGCAGAUCUGGUUGACGCAGUUCACUGAUUUGGAGAGAGGGGGGAUGGGUCAGUUAAGCAGUUACGCAUGGCUUAGCUCCCAGCACCUGUUCCUGUUCCUGUUAGCUCCUGUUCCUGUUCCUGUUCCACCUGUUCUGUUCCCACCCCCCACCCCUGUUCCUGUUCCUGUUCCCAGUCUCACCCCUGUUCCCACCCCCAGCCCUGUCUCACCACCCUGUUCCCAGCCCACUCCCUGUCUCACCCCAGCCCACUCCUGUUCCCAGCUCUGCCCACCCCACCCCAGCCCCAGCCUCACCCCCACCCAGCCCCUGUUCCUGUUCCUCCUCACCAGCCCCCCCCACCUGUUCCCCAGCCCACCUGUUCCUGUUCCCCACCCCCAGCCUGCCUGUUCCCACCCCACCCACCACCUGUUCCCACCCAGCCCACCCACCCCAGCUCCACCCCUGUUCUGUUCCACCCCUGUUCCCCUGUUCCUGUUCACCCCACCUCCCACCUGUUCCUGUUCCACCACCCCCACCCACCUGUUCCCAGCUCCUGUUCCACCCACCUCACCCACUGUCUGUUCCCACCACCCCUGUUCACCCUGUUCCACCCCACCUGUUCCACCUGUUCCCAGCCCUGUUCCCACCCUGUUCCUGUUCAGCUCCCAGUUCCCACCCCUGUUCACCCCUGUUCCCACCCCAGCCCUGUCUCACCAGCCUCCUGUUCCACCUCACCCCCAGCUCCAGCCCCCCAGCCCCACCCCAGCUUCAGCUCCCACCUCAGCUUAG
Messenger RNA from Armigeres subalbatus, 819 nucleotides. RefSeq lists its product as uncharacterized. The coding region runs from base 1 to 819 and encodes 272 amino acids. The transcript is spliced from 2 exons. Lineage: Eukaryota; Metazoa; Arthropoda; Insecta; Diptera; Culicidae. The record is from RefSeq and is a predicted model, not a curated record.